AUGAGUACUUUUAUAGAGAAUGUGCAUAUAAAAGAUGGAGAAUAUACAAAAACAAUUUAUACAAUGAUUAAAGAACAGAAAUAUGCAGAAACAAUAAAAGUUUUAAUUACUCUUCUUGAUUCUUAUACCUCUUCCAGACCCUGUUUAUCUCUUCUUGCUUAUUGUUACUUUUAUACACAAGAUUUUAUAGCUUCUGCACAGUGUUAUGAAAAAUUAGUUCAAUUAUGUCCAGAAGAAAAUAUAUACAAACUAUAUCAUGCUCAAUCUUUACACCAAGCAUGUAUGUAUCAAGAGGCAUGGACCAUAUGUUCCAAUAUUAUAAAUUACAGUAAUUUAGAAACUAAAGUAAAAAAGCUGCAAGCUGCUAUAAAAUAUGGACAGGAGGAUAUGGUUGCUGCAAAAAGUCUUGUUGAUCAAUGUCCAGUGGAUGAUAUUGAUACAGAAAUUAAUUUAGGAUGCCUUUUAUAUAAGGAAGAGCAAUAUGAGCAAGCUUUAAAAAAAUUUGCAAAUGCAUUACAAAUUGCAGGUUUUAAACCCCAUUUAUCAUAUAAUGUAGCAUUAUGUUAUUAUAAAGUAAAAGAGUAUGCUGCAUCACUGAAACAUAUUGCUGAUAUCAUUGAGCAAGGCAUAAGAGAACAUCCAGAAUUAGGAGUAGGGAUGACCACAGAAGGUAUAGAAGUCCGUAGUGUUGGAAAUACAUUAACAUUACAUGAAACAGCUUUAACAGAGGCAUUCAACUUAAAGGCUGCAAUAGAAUAUCAAUUGCAAAAUUAUGAGGCAGCAAAAGAAGCAUUAACAGAUAUGCCUCCAAGGUCUGAAGAAGAACUUGAUGCUGUUACUUUGCAUAAUCAAGCUUUGAUAAAUAUGGACACAAAGCCAAGUGAGGGAUUCGAGAAACUUCAAUUUUUAUUACAACAAAAUCCAUUUCCACCAGAAACGUUUGCUAAUUUAUUGUUAUUAUAUUGUAAAUAUCAGUAUUAUGACUUAGCAGCUGAUGUUUUAGCUGAAAAUGUACAUUUGACUUAUAAGUAUUUAACACCAUAUUUAUACGAUUUUUUGGAUGCAUUAAUUACACAACAAACUUCACCAGAAGAAGCAUAUCGCAAAUUUGACGAUCUUGGUAAUAAACACAUGGAAAUAUUAAGAAAAGCAACGAAACGAGUCCAGGAAGCAAGAUUAAAUCACGAUGGUAAUGCUGUUAAAAAAGCAGUAACUGAUUACGAGGAAGCUUUGGAGCGAUACGUUCCUGUUUUAAUGGCUCAAGCUAAAAUAUAUUGGGAACUUGAAAAUUAUACGCAAGUCGAAAAAAUUUUCCGAAAAAGCGUAGAAUUUUGCAAUGAACAUGAUAUAUGGAAAUUAAAUGUAGCGCACACAUUAUUUAUGCAAGCAAACAAAUUCAAAGAAGCAACAGGAUUUUACGAGCCCAUCGUGAGAAAAAAAUAUGAUAAUAUUCUAGAUGUAAGCGCUAUAGUCCUCGCCAAUUUAUGCGUGAGUUAUAUUAUGACAUCUGAAAAUGCGGAAGCUGAAGGGUUAAUGAAAAAGAUAGAAAAAGAAGAACAAGCGGUAUCGCGAGAAGAUCAAGAUAAAAAAUUAUUUCAUUUAUGUAUUGUAAAUUUAGUAAUAGGAACGUUGUAUUGUUCGAAGGGAAAUUAUGAGUUCGGUAUAUCUAGAGUAAUGAAAAGUCUAGAACCGUACAAUAAAAAAUUAGGAACGGAUACUUGGUUCUACGCAAAAAGAUGUUUUCUCUCUCUUUUAGAACAACUGGCUAAACAAUUAGUAGUUUUAAAAGACGCAACGCUUCAGGAAUGUAUACAAUUCUUGGAACAUUGUGAAGUUUACGGAAGGGACGUCAUGACGGUGGUAGAACAGCCUUUCGAUAUACAAGAUAUGCUUUCCGUAACCCCACAAGGAAAACAAACAGUUGUAUAUGAAGCGCGAUAUUUAAAAGCUUUGUUUUCACGUUUUCAAAUGUCCUAA
Molecule: messenger RNA, 1977 nt
Organism: Dufourea novaeangliae
Lineage: Eukaryota; Metazoa; Arthropoda; Insecta; Hymenoptera; Halictidae
Gene: Ttc30
Product: tetratricopeptide repeat protein 30A
Exons: 9
Coding region: 1-1977 (658 amino acids)
Biological process (GO): intraciliary transport
Cellular component (GO): intraciliary transport particle B; axonemal microtubule
Molecular function (GO): intraciliary transport particle B binding; protein binding
Source: RefSeq, a predicted model, not a curated record